Molecule: messenger RNA, 1087 nt
Organism: Neocloeon triangulifer
Lineage: Eukaryota; Metazoa; Arthropoda; Insecta; Ephemeroptera; Baetidae
Product: thymidine kinase, cytosolic-like
Exons: 4
Coding region: 183-860 (225 amino acids)
Biological process (GO): thymidine metabolic process
Molecular function (GO): ATP binding; thymidine kinase activity
Source: RefSeq, a predicted model, not a curated record
UUGCUUUUCCCGGCUUUUUGCUAAAACAAACAGAGGAGGCAACUUUUGGCUGACGACAGAAGAUUUUGCUCACUUUUUCGGAGAAUUUCCACUUGAACCUUGGUCGGACAAGGCAUUGACCGCUUAAGAAGGACUUGGGCUUUUCCAUUUUUUGUAAAUUUCUCUAAAACAACCCAUCGAAAAUGUCUAAAACAGUUUCGAAUGAAAACAACGUUCAUGCUCCACAACGAAGUCCCUGCAGACGACAGCAGGGUGGACAGAUUCAGGUGAUCUUUGGACCGAUGUUUUCUGGAAAAACAACUGAGCUGAUCCGUCGAAUGAAGCGGUACCAAGUGGCCAACAAGAAGUGCCUUGUGUUCAAGUACUCUGGAGACACCCGAUAUGACAAUGUCAGCCUCUCAACACAUGACCAACAAAAGCUGCCUGCAAUCUCUGCAUCCAAUUUGCUGGAGCACAUGGACAUAGCAAUGAUGUACGACGUCGUUGGUAUUGACGAAGGCCAAUUCUUUUCUGGUACUGUUGAGUUCUGCGAGAAGUUAGCUGACUGUGGCAAGAUGGUGGUUGUGGCUGCCCUCGAUGGAACUUACCAAAGACAGGGGUUUGGAAACAUCUUGCAUUUGGUGCCUCUGGCUGAGAGUGUCGAGAAGUUGACUGCAGUGUGCAUGAUGUGUUUUGGAAACGCCUCUUACACAAAGAGAAUUGGCAACGAGCAGGAGGUUGAAGUGAUUGGCGGUGCAGACAAGUACAUGGCAGUUUGCAGAAGUUGCUACCACAAAAGUCCAAGCAAAGCCCCAAGGUCUCCGCUCAAGCAAUUCAAUGACUUGAACAACAAGUGUGGAGAAGUAAUGGAGAUGUCAUGAGUGGCUGUUCCAAGUUUUAAUAUUACUCAAGCUCAGGUGUGACUAUUUUAGCAUUGAUUUAACAGUGAAAUGAAACGACAUAUAAUUUACCUUCUAGUGUUAAAAAAGAUUACUGCUCUAAGCAUGUUUGUAGCUUUGAAAAGUGUUUCAGAUUAUUUGAUCCUUGAUCGAUAAGAAUUUAUUUUGUAAACUUCAUAAUUUUAGCUGAAUUAAUAAAUGAAAAUAGU